AUGGAGACAAGCCGAAAGUCCUCGGAGAAAGGCGACACAGAUACCCCGGUGACUGCAUCUUUUGAAGGCGAUACGCGGUCCCAAAUCAUUGAGAUCACGCCUGUCGCCGAAACCCGAUGGCAAUAUCUUCGUCGAUACUUUACCACCUGGGAAGGAUGGGUUGGCAACUAUGAUUACAUGUACCUCAUCACCCCGAGCAUCUGGCCACUCAACAAACGAUACAAGGAUUACCAAUCACCCUUCUACGGAUUGAACGAUGAAGUGCCGAUCCUACUUACCAUAAUUCUGGGCUUGCAGCAUGCCUUGACCAUGAUCGGCUCCAUCGUUUCACCUCCUCUGGCCAUCGCAAGUGGAGCCUUUUACCUCAAUACGGAGCAAAGCCAGUACCUUGUCUCAGCAGCGUUCAUAACCACCGGGAUCGCGACAGCUCUGCAAGUCACACGAGUCCAUUUGACCAAAACCCCCUUCUACAUUGGAACAGGUCUACUGUCGGUGGUCGGUCCUACAUUCGAUAUUCUUGCUAUUGCAUUCAGCUAUGCGGACAUGCGCUAUGCUAACGGCACUUGUCCGAUUUCCUCGGAUGGAUCUAAAUUGCCAUGCCCAGAGGCCUGGGGUGCGAUGCUGGGAACGAUGCUAUGCACUGUGUGGAUCCAGAUUCUGUUAUCAUUCGUUCCUCCAAAGACCUUGAAUCGUAUCUUUCCCAAGAUCGUUACCGGUACACUACUUCUGCUUGUCGGGGUUUAUUUGAUCUCGAGCGGAAUGGAAAACUGGGGUGGAAGCUCGAACUGCAAUGGUGGAACAGGUUACUACAGUCUUUGUCCAGACACCGCGGCCCCCAAACCACUACCUUGGGGAGACACAAAGCUCAUCGGCCUCGGCUUCAGUGUGUUUAUAACCAUCAUUAUAGUUGAACUAUUUGGAUCGCCCUUGAUGCGCUCCGCAUCCGUUGUUUUCGGUCUCGCAAUUGGAUGUGCAAUCUCUGGUGCUACGGGAUACUGGUCGCGUGAUAACAUUGAUGCAGCCCCUGUUGUUACCUUUCUCUGGGUUCACACUUUCAAGUUAUCAGUAGAUGGUGCACUGGUCCUCCCCCUGUUGAUCAUGUUCAUCUGUGAGGCUGUAAGCUGCAUGCCGGAUAUUCUUGCUACUGCUGAAAUCUCAGGGGUCGAAAUCGAUGGUGUGGAAUUCAAUAGCAGAAUCCAAGGUGGUAUUUUGUGUGAUGGGUUGGGAAGUUUGAUCAGUGCCUUGGGCACUGGUCUGCCCAUGGUCAGCCAGGCAGGUAACAAUGGUGUAAUCUCUCUGACUGGAUGCGCGAGCCGUCGAGCAGGUUGGUGCGCUUCCGCCUUUCUGAUUCUCAUGGGAGUAUUUGGCAAGUUUGGUGCAGUGCUUGGCUCCAUGCCUCCAUCUGUCUUGGGUGGUAUGCAAGUCUUUCUUUAUAGUACCAUCACCGUGACCGGUAUCAGAGUGCUAAGUCUUGUGCCAUUCACACGGCGAAACCGAUUCAUUCUCACUGCUGCUCUGGGUAUCGGGUUCAUGGAUAUUGUUUCUCCGAGUUGGUUUGACAAGGUCCUAGCUUAUAGUGGGUCAAAUAUCAGCUUGGAAGGAUUUGAAGAAGGUAUCAACCUUUUGGUAGAGACACCAUUCAUCAUCGCUGCUAUUGUUGGUGUGUUGCUCAACUCUAUCUUACCAUAUGAUCUGAAAGAGGCAGAUGGGCGUCAUCAAUCAGCACUUCCUACUUAA
This is a messenger RNA of Penicillium verhagenii, 1737 nucleotides long. RefSeq lists its product as uncharacterized. Lineage: Eukaryota; Fungi; Ascomycota; Eurotiomycetes; Eurotiales; Aspergillaceae. Bases 1 to 1737 code for a protein of 578 amino acids. The record is from RefSeq and is a predicted model, not a curated record. The transcript has 4 exons. Gene Ontology annotation, biological process: transmembrane transport; xanthine transport. Gene Ontology annotation, molecular function: xanthine transmembrane transporter activity. Gene Ontology annotation, cellular component: membrane; fungal-type vacuole.